AUGUUGACCGCAGUCUUAAAACCGAAAACUAGAAAGUCGAUUAGCAAACCAAGUCGUAAAGGAAAGAAAGCCUGGAGAAAAAAUGUCGAUAUAACUGAAGUUGAAGAAGCUUUGGAAAGGAUAAGAGAGGAGGAAAGAACGUUAGGUGGUAAUCUUAAUGACAUACCGACAGAAAAACUUUUUGCAGUAGAUGUAAAGGGAGUUCCUGAAGUCAAAACAAAAAUCGACAAGAAAUUCGCAAAACUACAUAUUGAUCAAGUUUUAGAGAACCACAGUAAGAUCCCUGAAGUUUUUUCAAAACAAAGACCAAGUUAUGACAAAAAACAUGGUUCAAAGUAUAACAAGAUGACGCUAGAAAAGUUUAUAAAGAAAAAUCAAAGUAAAAAUUCAAGUGAUAUACAAUCUAGUGAGGUGGUUAAAAGGACUGGAGAAUAUGAUGUAUGGGCACAAGUACACAAUCAAUCAGAAGAUUUUUUGCAUUUAAUAAAGGAACAAAAAAUUAAGCCACCUCCAACCUUGAAUAUGAAACCUGCAGUUAACAUUCCCGCUGUUCAUAUUCCACACCAUGGAUCAAGCUAUAUGCCAUCGUUUAAAGAGCAUCAGGAACUCCUUAUGAUUGCUCAUGAGGAAGAAGUCGUCAAAUUAAGGAAAAUGGAACAUAUCAAAUCUAAACUUCCAAGCAUUCCCUCUGCGUUUAAAAUAGAGGGUAUAAUUAAUGAAAAUGAUGAAAAAUCAGAGGAUGACGACUCCGGAAGUGAAGAAAUUAAAGAAAAAUUUAUUGUUAAAACUAAAGAGCAACGUAGAAAGACAAAAGCUGAACGGAACAAGGAAAAAAGAAAAUUGGCGAGUAUGAAAGAGGUGGAACAAAAAAAGACGUUAAAAGUCUUGAAGAAAGAGUUGGAAAAAAAUGAUAAGGCUUUAUAUAACUGUUACCUUAUUCAACAUCAAAACAAUAGACUUCCUGAGCUUCUCAAAACCGUUGAAAUUGAACGCGCUGAGCAUGAAGAAAAGAUGGUUGAGCGGACAAAAUUGGCUGAAGAGAUGACAAAAAUGCCAAAGAAAAAAAUUGGCAAAUAUCGAGUUCGAAAAGCACCAAUUGAUUUUAAACUCACAGAAGAAUUGGAAGGGGCGCUAAGACUUUUAAAGCCUGAAGGAAAUCUUUUCCGUGAUAGGAUGAUUAGUUAUGAAGAACGUAAUAUUAUUGAGCCAAGAGUACCUGUCAGGUAG
Scutellospora calospora is the source of this 1227-nucleotide messenger RNA. Lineage: Eukaryota; Fungi; Glomeromycota; Glomeromycetes; Diversisporales; Gigasporaceae. The record is from the annotation of a GenBank genome assembly.